Beta vulgaris subsp. vulgaris (sugar beet) is the source of this 1056-nucleotide messenger RNA. Its product is annotated as GTP-binding protein SAR1A. The transcript has 3 exons. Bases 241 to 822 code for a protein of 193 amino acids. Lineage: Eukaryota; Viridiplantae; Streptophyta; Magnoliopsida; Caryophyllales; Amaranthaceae. The record is from RefSeq and is a predicted model, not a curated record. Gene Ontology annotation, cellular component: endoplasmic reticulum exit site; COPII vesicle coat. Gene Ontology annotation, molecular function: GTP binding; GTPase activity. Gene Ontology annotation, biological process: membrane organization; endoplasmic reticulum to Golgi vesicle-mediated transport; vesicle organization.
UAAUUCCAUUCUUCACCAAACCCAAUGACACACACUUACACCACUCUUGCAUCACCUCUCCCUCUCUCUCUUUAGAUAUUUCCAUCACUCCAAAAUUUUCUCAUUUAAUCUUCUUGUCGGCUGCAUUUAUUUGUGAGAAAAUUUUCAUUGAUCAAAAAAUUUAUUUUUUUGAUCUGGAAUAAUUGGGUUAAUUGAUCUUCUUCUUUUGAUCCCAAAAAACUAAAUUCAAAGGCAAAAAUCAUGUUUCUUUUUGAUUGGUUUUAUGGGAUCUUAGCUUCUCUUGGUUUGUGGCAAAAAGAAGCUAAGAUCUUGUUCUUAGGCCUUGAUAAUGCUGGUAAAACUACCCUUCUUCACAUGCUCAAAGAUGAGAGGCUGGUUCAACAUCAGCCAACACAACACCCAACAUCAGAAGAGUUGAGCAUUGGGAAAAUCAAGUUCAAAGCUUUUGAUUUGGGAGGUCAUCAGAUUGCUCGUCGAGUUUGGAAGGAUUACUAUGCCAAGGUGGAUGCUGUGGUGUACCUCGUUGAUGCAUUCGAUAAGGAGAGGCUUUCGGAGUCAAAGAAAGAAUUGGACGCCCUUCUAUCUGAUGAAGCCUUGGCCAAUGUUCCAUUUCUCAUCUUAGGAAACAAGAUUGAUAUACCUUAUGCUGCUUCAGAAGACGAGCUCCGCUACCACCUUGGUCUAUCCAGCUGUACAACCGGCAAAGGGAAUGUAAACCUCACGGACUCCAAUGUCCGACCUCUCGAGAUCUUCAUGUGCAGUAUCGUCCGUAAAAUGGGUUACGGUGAAGGGUUCAAGUGGAUGUCUCAGUACAUCAAAUAGAUGAUGAUGAGUGGAUGAGACAUAAAGUUCCACACAGGGAAACAAAAUGUAGGGAAUGAACUGGAAAGGUUAAAAGAGGUUGAUGGUAUUCAUCAUGUAGUUUGAAAUGGUUUCGAAUUUAAGCGGUUGGGAUUAUGAAAUUAAUACCUUGGAUUUGCAUGGAAUUAACAGCCAGUGAUUUUUUGUAACAUACAGGAUUUUUCCCUCUUUGAAGUUUUGAGCUAGCUUUUUAUA